GGGGUUUUAAAGGUUUGACCUUUUUUAUUCGCACCACAAAACCCUAAAUUUCUCAGUCUCACUGAUUUCUCCAUCCAUUUCUUCUGAAAUACGAAUCUUUGAAUCCCCAUUUCGAAUUCGACACCGAAAAACAUGAGUUUCGCGGCCUUCAAGAUGAUGCAUUGCCCGACCGGCGUCGAGAACUGCGCUUCCGGCUACAUCACCCACUCACGCGCCGACUCGGCUCCUCAGAUUCCGGCGAUUCCCGCCGAUGAACUCGAGGCGGAGUGGCCCUCAUCCAAGCGCGGCAUCGGGGCCGUGCCCAAUCUCGUUGUCUCUGCCGGGAAUGUACUUGAGGUGUACGUCGUUAGGGUUCAGGAGGAAGGAAACGGUCAGGAGCUGAAGAACCCGAGGCAUGCUAAGCGCGGCGGAGUCAUGGACGGUGUUUCCGGCGUCUCUCUCGAGCUCGUUUGCCACUACAGAUUGCAUGGUAAUGUCGAGUCAAUUGCGGUGCUACCCAUGGGGGGCGGCAAUGGUUCUAAGGGAAGAGAUUCUAUCGUGAUGGCUUUUCGCGACGCCAAAAUUUCAGUUCUUGAAUUUGAUGAUUCGAUUCACGGUCUUCGAACUAUCUCGAUGCACUGUUUUGAGGGUCCAGAAUGGCUUCAUCUGAAAAGAGGAAGAGAGUCAUUUGCACGAGGCCCAUCGGUAAGCGUGGAUCCUCAAGGCAGGUGUGGCGGUGUUCUUGUUUACGGUUUGCAGAUGAUAAUACUGAAGUCUUCUCAGGUUGGCUCUGUGUUAGUUGGAGAUGAUGAUGCUUUCAGUUCCGGGGGGGCAGUUUCUGCUCGCUUUGAGUCGUCAUAUAUAAUUAACUUGCGAGAUUUGGACAUGAAACAUGUAAAAGAUUUUGUUUUUCUACACGGAUAUAUUGAGCCUGUAAUUGUCAUCCUUCACGAGGGAGAGCAUACCUGGGCUGGGCGUGUUUCAUGGAAGCAGCAUACUUGCAUGCUUUCAGCCCUUAGUAUCAAUACGACAUUGAAACAGCACCCCGUCAUAUGGUCAGCUGCUAAUCUGCCACAUGAUGCCUACAAAAUACUUGCGGUGCCAUCUCCAAUCGGGGGUGUUCUGGUUUUGAGUGCAAACACAAUCCAUUAUCACAGUCAGUCAGCUUCGUGUGCUCUGGCACUGAACAAUUAUGCCGCUUCAUUUGAUAGCAGUCAAGACUUGCCUAGAUCAAAUUUCAGUGUGGAACUGGAUGCUGCCCGUGCAACAUGGAUAUCAAACGAUGUAGCCUUGUUGUCAACAAAAACUGGGGAAUUGCUGCUGUUGACUCUUAUUUAUGAUGGGCGUGUUGUACAGAGACUUGAUCUUUCGAAAUCAAAAGCUUCUGUGCUUACUUCGGACAUUAGUAGUGUUGGAAGCUCCCUGUUCUUUCUAGGUAGCAGGCUGGGAGACAGUUUACUCGUGCAGUAUUCCUGUCGGUCUGGAGGCCCAGCAUCAUUACCUGGUCUAAAAGAUGAGUGUGACGAUAUUGAAGGUGAUGGUCAUCAAGCAAAACGUUUACGGAUGUCUUCAGAAACAUUUCAAGAUACAAUUGGUGGUGAAGAGCUUUCAUUGUAUGGUUCAGCUGCAAAUAACUCUGAUUCAGCGCAGAAAUCAUUUUCAUUCGCAGUGAGGGAUUCACUAGUUAAUGUUGGUCCAGUGAAAGAUUUUGCAUAUGGCUUAAGGAUCAGUGCUGAUGCAAAUGCCACUGGGAUUUCCAAACAGAGCAAUUAUGAAUUGGUGUGCUGUUCAGGUCAUGGGAAGAAUGGCUCUUUAUGUGUUCUUCGGCAGUCAAUUAGACCAGAAAUGAUAACUGAGGUUGAACUCCCAGGCUGCAAAGGAAUAUGGACAGUUUAUCACAAGAGUUCUCGUGGUCAUAAUGUUGAUUCUUCUAAAGUGGCUGCUGAUGAAGAUGAAUAUCAUGCUUAUUUGAUUAUAAGCUUGGAAAAUCGCACAAUGGUUCUUGAAACUGCCGACCUUCUCACAGAAGUCACUGAAACUGUGGACUAUUAUGUUCAGGGAAGAACAGUUGCCGCUGGGAACUUGUUUGGAAGGCGCCGGGUUAUUCAAGUCUUUGAACAUGGUGCUCGCAUUCUGGAUGGUUCUUUUAUGACUCAAGAGUUAAGCUUUGGAGCUCCUAACUCAGAAUCCAGUUCUGGUUCUGAAAGUUCCACAGUCUCAUCUGUUUCAAUUGCUGAUCCAUAUGUCUUACUUAGAAUGACAGAUGACAGUAUCCGGCUGCUUAUUGGAGAUCCUUCUACUUGUACGGUAUCCAUAAGUAGUCCAGCUAUACUUGAAAGCUCCAAAAAGAAGAUAUCUGCCUGUACUUUGUACCACGAUAAAGGCCUUGAGCCUUGGCUACGGAAAGCAAGCACUGAUGCAUGGCUUUCUUCUGGAGUUGGAGAGGCCAUUGAUGGUGGUGAUGGUGGACCACAAGAUCAGGGUGACAUAUACUGUGUUCUCUGUUAUGAAACUGGCGCUCUUGAGAUAUUUGAUGUGUUCGGUUUUAGUUGUGUUUUCUCUGUUGAUAAAUUUGCAUCUGGAAGAACCCACCUCUAUGAUAUGCCUAUUCAAGAAUCAGAGUCCGAGCUCGACAAAACCUCGGAGGGUGGUGCUGCCACUAGGAAAGAUAAUAUUCAGAAAACAAAAGUUGUUGAGGUAUCUAUGCAGAGAUGGUCGGGGAAUCAUACUCGUCCUUUCCUUUUUGCAAUAUUGGCCGAUGGCACCAUUCUCUGUUACCAUGCGUUCCUGUAUGAGGGUGUUGAUGGUACUAAAGCUGAGAACCCUGUUUCCUUGCCAAACCCUGUUGGCCUAAAUGCUUCUUCUGGUGCUUCUAAGCUUAGAAAUCUGAAGUUUCUCCGUAUUCCCUUGGACACAUUCACAAGAGAGGAGGCUUCAAAUGGAGUUUUAGCCCAAAGAAUUACCAUGUUCAAGAACAUUAGUGGUCACCAAGGGUUUUUCCUUUCUGGUUCAAGACCUGGAUGGUGUAUGUUGUUCAGAGAGCGGCUUCGAUUUCAUCCGCAGCUAUGUGAUGGGUCAAUUGUGGCCUUCACGGUCCUCCACAACGUGAAUUGCAAUCGCGGGUUCAUAUAUGUUACAUCACAGGGAAUUUUGAAGAUUUGCCAACUUCCUUCUGCAUCAAUCUACGAUAAUUAUUGGCCAGUACAGAAAGUUCCUCUUAAGGCUACGCCUCAUCAAGUUACAUACUACUCUGAGAAGAAUCUGUAUCCAAUCAUAGUAUCUUUUCCUGUUAACAAGUCAUUAAAUCAAGUGAUGUCUUCACUAGUUGAUCAAGAAGCUGGCCAGCAGAUGGACAGUCAUAAUCUAAGUUCCGAAGACCUCCAAAGGACUUACACUGUGGAUGAAUACGAAAUUCGGAUUAUGGAACCGGAAAGAAGUGGUGGGCCUUGGGAAACUAAAGCCACUAUUCCAAUGCAGAGUUCAGAAAAUGCACUGACCGUGCGCGUUGUCACACUUCUUAACGUGACAACGAAAGAGAAUGAGACACUUCUGGCUGCUGGAACCGCUUAUGUGCAAGGAGAGGAUGUUGCUGCGAGGGGCCGUGUGCUUCUAUUCUCAAUUGGAAGGAACGAUGAUAACUCUCAGAAUUUGGUUUCGGAAGUCUACUCGAAGGAGCUAAAAGGUGCGAUAUCGGCUGUAGCCUCGAUUCAGGGUCAUCUUCUAAUAGCGUCUGGUCCUAAAAUCAUCUUGCACAAAUGGAAUGGCACCGAGUUAAACGGUGUCGCCUUCUAUGAUGCUCCUCCCCUCUACGUCGUGAGCAUGAAUAUCGUGAAGAAUUUCAUCCUCCUUGGUGAUGUUCACAAAAGCAUAUAUUUUCUUAGUUGGAAGGAACAAGGUUCCCAGCUUAACUUACUGGCCAAGGAUUUCGGGUCCCUUGAUUGUUUUGCUUCAGAGUUUUUGAUUGAUGGAAGUACUCUCAGCUUGGCAGUCUCUGAUGAGCAGAAGAACAUUCAGAUAUUCUAUUAUGCACCGAGGAUGUCUGAGAGUUGGAAAGGGCAGAAACUUCUAUCGAGGGCAGAGUUUCACGUCGGUGCCCACGUGACGAAGUUCUUGCGUCUGCAGAUGGUUGUAUCUCCGGGCGCUGAUAAGACAAAUCGGUUCGCGUUGUUGUUCGGUACCUUAGAUGGAAGUUUCGGGUGUGUUGCCCCGCUCGAUGAGCUCACCUUCCGUAGGCUUCAGACUCUACAGAAAAAGCUCGUGGAUGCUGUUCCUCAUGUAGCAGGUUUGAACCCGCGUUCUUUCCGACAGUUCCACUCGAGUGGUAAAGCUCGGCGGCCAGGCCCUGACAGCGUAAUUGACUGUGAGCUACUCAGCCAUUAUGAGAUGCUGCCAUUGGAGGAACAGCUUGAGCUUGCUAACCAGAUUGGAACUACCCGUUCUCAGAUUCUCUCUAACCUCAUCGACCUUUCUGUCGGAACAAGCUUCUUUUAGGACUUGGAAAAACACAUGUUACAAUGUCUGUUAUGGAGGAAGGCUUUCGUUGCUUAAUCAUCUCAUCAAUGACUGGUUCUGUAAAGUUGCUGUAUUUUUAUGUAUUGCCAAAUUCUCAACACUGACGCUUUCUGUACUGCAUUUUGAUUUGGUUUCAAAUGGGUUUGACUCCACUUUUUUUUA
Molecule: messenger RNA, 4653 nt
Organism: Tarenaya hassleriana
Lineage: Eukaryota; Viridiplantae; Streptophyta; Magnoliopsida; Brassicales; Cleomaceae
Product: cleavage and polyadenylation specificity factor subunit 1
Exons: 26
Coding region: 133-4470 (1445 amino acids)
Cellular component (GO): nucleus
Molecular function (GO): nucleic acid binding; protein binding
Source: RefSeq, a predicted model, not a curated record